GCGGCGGGCGCAGGUUGCGGCGGGGCCGAUUUGAAGCGGGCACAGCGCGGCGGCAGCCGCUGUGGCGGCAUGAGGGAGCUGGAGCCGGGCCUGAAGAUGGAGUGCGACAUCUUGGACGCGCUGGAGGCCCUGGGGUACGCGGGUCCCCUCUUGGAGGAGGAAGCCCUGAACAAAGCAGCACAAAGUGGAUUGUCUUCACCGGAGUUUUUUGACCUCUGUGUUUGGUUAGGUUCCCAAAUAAAGUCACUUGGUGACAUGGAAGAAAGCAUCACAUCAGCAGAUGGUGAUAAAGAUAUAGAGAGUUUCCAGCUUGAGAUUAGUGGCUUCCUGAGAGAAAUGGCUUGCCCAUAUUCAUCACUUGUAUCUGGAGACAUAAAGGACAGAUUGAAAGAGAAAGAAGAUUGCCUUAAACUCCUCUUAUUUCUAAGUACAGAACUUCAAGCUUUAAAGAUACUGCACAGCAAGAAAAGUAAAAGCUCUCAUUUGGAAAAGCACAACGAAAUCAAUCAAGAAGUACAAGCUAUCUGUGAUGCACUGGGCUUACCAAACUCCUCCUCAUCCGAUAUUCCUCCUUUGUUAAACAAUGUGGAACAAAAGAUAAAGGACAUUCUCUCAAAAGUUCAAAAAAACCACGUGGGGAAAUCACUGCUAACAAAACCUCUGAAUUCCGAUCAAGUGGAAAGAUUGGAAAAAAUCAAUGAUGCUCUUCGCAGUGAAUACGAAUGUCGCCGUCGUAUGUUAAUGAAGAGGCUAGAUGUGACAGUGCAGUCUUUUGGCUGGUCUGAUAGAGCAAAGGUAAAAACAGAUGACAUAGCACGAAUCUAUCAGCCCAAGCGCUAUGCGUUAUCUCCAAAGUCAACAGUAACGUUAGCUCACCUUCUUGCUGCUCGAGAGGAUUUAUCAAAGAUCAUAAGAACAAGUAGUGGAUCAACACGAGAGAAUACAGUCUGCGCAAUCAACAAGGUUCUGAUGGGGAGAGUACCUGACCGUGGAGGCAGACCAACAGAGAUUGAACCACCUCCUCCUGAAAUGCCUCCGUGGCAAAAAAGACAGGAAGGUGGUGGAAGAGGUGGCUGGGGAGGUGGAGGUGGGGGUGGGAGGGGUGGCUGGGGUGGGGGAGGGGGUAGAGGAGGAGGUGGGGGUGGCUUUGGGGGUGGGGGUGGCUUUGGAGGUGGGGGUGGUUUUGGGGGUGGGGGUUUCAGAGGUGGUGGAAGAGGUGGAGGUGGUUUCCAAGGUGGCAGGGGGGACUAUGGUGGCAGGGGUGGUUAUGGUGGCAGAGGAGGUUAUGGAGAUCCGUAUGGUGGAAGAGGAGGUGGAGGAUACCGGAGAUACUGAAAGAGUAACAGACGAAAUAUAGUGGUGGUGUUUACUGGUGUCAGGAAUUUAGAUAUGGUACCUUUGGUUUAGAUUAGAUUUAAGUAUGACCAUGUGAAUCAUUGCAUUCGACCAACUGAUGUUGUCAUUGAAUUCUUUUAGUUAACCGAACAGAACUUUUUAUAUUAAAAUAUCAUGACUAGAGUCCUUGCUUUUCGUACUGGUUGUGGCUUUUUUUUAUUAUGUUCAUUUAUUUAAAACAAGUCUCAGAAAACUGAAUAAAAACCUUUUUAAA
Messenger RNA from Lagopus muta (rock ptarmigan), 1609 nucleotides. RefSeq names its product family with sequence similarity 98 member B (gene TSLIG3B). The record is from RefSeq and is a predicted model, not a curated record. NCBI's taxonomy places the organism in Eukaryota, Metazoa, Chordata, Aves, Galliformes, Phasianidae. Bases 70 to 1335 code for a protein of 421 amino acids. The transcript is spliced from 8 exons. Gene Ontology annotation, cellular component: tRNA-splicing ligase complex.